CGGUCGGGCCGCGGAGGGGAAGCCGGCGGCGGCGGCGGCGGCGGAACGGGCGGAGGCUGCCGGUUUCGUAACCGUCGCUCCUCCUCGCUGGGUCGCGCGGGCUGCGAGGCCUGGGCUCGGGCCGCGCCGCGCGGGGCCGCUCGGAGUGCAGGCCGCCUGGGGGCGGGCGGGCUGGAGGCGCAGGUACGUGUGAAGAUUCCUUGGCGGUUUAGCGUGGAAACCAUUGAUCGCCUUGCCCUUGUUGCUUCUGUCUGUUCCGUGUUGGCAAGGGAGAGUGUCCAGAUGAGCAAGAUAGCGCAGCAGCACGGUGCCCCGGGAGUGAAUGGAAUAAGUGUCAUUCAUGCUCAGGCUCAUGCCAGUGGCUUGCAGCAGGUCCCUCAGCUGGUGCCCGCCGGCCCUGGAGGAGGCGGCAAAGCCGUGCCGCCCAGCAAGCAGAGCAAAAAGAGCUCCCCGAUGGAUCGGAACAGUGACGAGUACCGGCAGCGCCGAGAAAGGAAUAACAUGGCGGUCAAAAAGAGCCGCUUGAAAAGCAAGCAGAAGGCGCAGGACACCCUGCAGAGAGUGAACCAGCUCAAGGAAGAGAACGAACGGUUGGAAGCCAAGAUUAAGUUGCUGACUAAGGAGUUAAGCGUACUGAAGGACUUGUUUCUGGAGCAUGCACACAACCUCGCAGACAACGUGCAGCCCAGUAGCACUGAAAAUGCAACCACGACUUCUGAGAACACAGGACCGUAGGCCUCACCCCGCCCGCUCCCCCUCGUAGGGCUUGAACGUUUUGGGGUGUGAAUGCGCCACUCCUGUCCGGCCUCGGCGGCCCUGUGCUCUGUGAGCCAGGGGUCCCACGGAGGGCCUUCGUAGCAUCCGCACUGAAGAGUUGGCGAACUCACAUCAGCCUUGUCAUUGGAUACUCAGUUUUAAAGGACAGUAAUUUUUGUGGGGUUUUAAAAAAAACGCUCUAGGUAUAUGGUAAAAACAAAUUGACUCUGGAUCUCGAUGUUCUUAAUAAAUCUUUAUUUCCCAAGAAAUGUUUCUUUUUUAGGUUGGCAAAAGAACUGGGGGAACUGACAGGUCUUAAAAGAAGGUUCUCGGUUUUAAUGGGGCUGGUUAAUUGUAUUAAUGGUAGCUGAACGCCAUCUAUAUUAAUCUCUCUGUGAUUUUAGUCUAAAUUAUGUGUUAAUUCUUAGGGCUCUCAAAACCAAUCACUUUGUAAUUUUGGAGAAUUUCGUGUGUAGUGUAAACUGUGUUUUGGCAGAUCAGUACACGUUGGUGAACUGUGAUGAUUGGAGGCAGCAUGCAGUCAAUUAGCUUUAGACAAAUUUUUAAAAAUUGUUGAGGAAACAGAUUUAUUUUUAAACAGAAAAGAAAUGCAUAUUAGAAUUAUGCUUUUGAGCUACUGGGUUGGCAUUAAUUUUUUUCCUCGUAAGCACUAAAAUAAUUUGGAAGUUCAGAAAAACUUGGACAGCCAAUUUUUAGUUCCUGCAAUAGUAAAAUAAGCUUUCUGGAGUACUGUUUUGACUGCCAGUUUAGUAGAUAAAAAUCCUAACACAGUUUGACUACAAGCUACUGAUGAGGGUUAAAGUUUCUCCUAUGUACAGAUACCUGAAAUGGGUUCAUUUUUGUGAAAGGCAAAAUUUUCACAUGAAUUCAUUUUAGCUUUUGAUCUUAACCAGUUAAUGACUAGAAAAAUGUAUCAAUUUCAUGACAUCUCCCAAAAUUGCUGUUUAAAAAAACUUGAAAGUGUGAGGUUUUAACCUUUAAUUUAUUUUCCUUAAAACAUCUUUUCAUAUUGUUUUUGUGGCAUUUAUUUUUCUAGUUCGUGGGAUUUUCUUCCAGAUGUUUGUGCCAUUACUUCUGUUUAGUCAUUGUUCGUUUUUUUUCCCAACCAUAAAUUAUUUUAGAAAAAAAAAUACUCAGGAUAUCUUGUUGACAUUUUUGUUGAAAGUAAAAAAAAAUGGUAAUCACCAAGUUGGAAUUUUUAGAGUAUGGCUUUUUUAAAAAUCAAUUUUGAUUGUCUUUGUUGGCUUUAUUUUUUUUUUAAAGCACAAUUUAUAGCUCAAAUUUGUCUACUUCCGUGCGGUUUCUUUGUUGUGCCUGGGCUGUUCUGGGAAAAUCAAGUUACAUCGAAAACUGUGUGUGAACCAGGUGUCUCUUCUGAAUGAAGUUGGCCAUUUUUGACCAACUUGCUGUUUCAUACAAGGACCUGGUUCAGGUAACUAGGAUGUAACUUGGGCUGAACCUUCAGUUUGGUGUAAGAAAUCCUGUGUGUGCUCUCCCCAGCGGCAGGAACACCCCAGCACCUCAGCUCAGCAAAGCCAAGAUGCGCCCCUCUGUGUGUGACAGCCCAGCGGGGUGCCCUCCACGAGAUAUAGGACUCGCUCCUAGGGCCCACACCAGUCUCCUUGGGAGUCCUGAUCCACUCAUAAAGGUGAUGUUUUUAAUAACGAGGAUAUACGUCAAGACUCUUAGAGAAUCCUUAAUGACUAACCGAUGUAUAAUCUGACUGGAGCUUCAGUUGUGUCACCCGAAUGUUUUGAAGCACCUCUAGUUGAUGUUACAGACAUUUCAGUCUUUUAUUUACUUAAAGAAAAAAGUCAAAUUGAGGUUCCUGUGGAAUUUACAGUUCAAGUUAGGCAGAGUGACUUAACUCUCUUGGAAAAGAAGCGUUAGGGCAAUCGGUGGCAACUGCAUUUUUAGUUCACGGUUCAAAUCAGGAUGUAAGAUUGGCGUUUCAGGGGGGGAAAAAAAGGUUGAUUCAGACUCUCCUAUUACCUGUGCACAUCAAAGGUCUUGGCACGGUACCCCGCCAUGCCUAGAACAAAGAACGUGUGAGCCAUUAUCUCGAUCUCACUGAAAUGUUUUGGGAAUGGAAGAUUUUAGUUUAAUAGAUUCAUCAAUGUGAAACGGAGGGAAACCAGAUGUAGGGGGUGGGUAAGUGCAGCGCUUAGGGAAUCGUAACUGGGCUUUUGUAAUUUUUGGUCUGUAUGUUGUAUGGGAAUCCUGGGGAUGGAUGUCGCCCCAGGUCCUGCGGUUAGGAUUAGGCUUUAGGGUGGGCUGCCGUGUAGCUGUGUCUGUGUCUCACCUUGGGAGCAGUUAGCUAAUGCCCCGACCGACUGCCUGAGUGCUGAGACUCGGCUGAUUCUGACGUAAGCUUUCUGUAGAUAUAUAUCACUGGGUUUUUGAAAUUUACGUCAUUAUUGGGAAACUUGAAACUUUCAAAUUUACACGAAAAGGUAGAAGUAUGUGCAAUUUAUAAUUGAUUGAAAGGUGAUCGGAGCAGCUUUCUAAGUUAAUGGUCCCCCGUAGAGGCCUUGAGACUUCUUACCUAAACAGCCAGCCCUCAGUAGCACCUUUUGUUGCCUUCAAUUAAGAGCUUUUUGAUGCCUUUGAAAUAGGAAAGAUUUUUUUUUUGUUUGACAAAAGCUAGGAAGGAGAAAGUCCAUUCUAGAGCUGUUUGGUCUGCCUCAGGAAACACAUUCAUUUGUUCUUUCUGUUCCUGGCUUUCUUCAGUUUGUGAGAUUACUCUAUUUUUUUAAAUAUAAUUUUAUUUCUUUCAAUGAAUUUGAAAUAAAAACAAAAACACUUUGGAAUAA
Messenger RNA from Sorex fumeus (smoky shrew), 3590 nucleotides. RefSeq names its product CCAAT enhancer binding protein gamma (gene CEBPG). Gene Ontology annotation, biological process: DNA-templated transcription; regulation of transcription by RNA polymerase II. Lineage: Eukaryota; Metazoa; Chordata; Mammalia; Eulipotyphla; Soricidae. Gene Ontology annotation, molecular function: DNA-binding transcription factor activity, RNA polymerase II-specific; RNA polymerase II cis-regulatory region sequence-specific DNA binding. The record is from RefSeq and is a predicted model, not a curated record. The transcript is spliced from 2 exons. The coding region runs from base 283 to 735 and encodes 150 amino acids.